This is a messenger RNA of Candoia aspera, 2151 nucleotides long. It is a transcript of the gene RASGRP2, whose product is annotated as RAS guanyl releasing protein 2. Gene Ontology annotation, biological process: Ras protein signal transduction; positive regulation of GTPase activity. Gene Ontology annotation, molecular function: guanyl-nucleotide exchange factor activity; calcium ion binding. The transcript has 16 exons. Gene Ontology annotation, cellular component: plasma membrane. Bases 58 to 1866 code for a protein of 602 amino acids. The record is from RefSeq and is a predicted model, not a curated record. NCBI's taxonomy places the organism in Eukaryota, Metazoa, Chordata, Lepidosauria, Squamata, Candoiidae.
CCUAUUUGCCAACAGUGGCAGCCUCGGCUUGGUUUUGAGCAACAUCAAAUAGCCAAAAUGUCUGCAACCCUAGAUUUGGAAAGAGGAUGCACAGUGGAUGAACUGUUACAUGGAUGCAUUGAAGCCUUUGAUGAUGAGGGCAAGGUUCGGGACCCCCAGCUGGUCCGCAUGUUUCUCAUGAUGCAUCCGUGGUACAUCCCGUCUUCCGAGCUGGCUGCGAAGCUGCUUCAGAUUUACCAAGAGUCUCACGGAUCAGAAAACAGCUCCUUGCCGGUUAAAACUUGCCAUCUAGUCAGGUACUGGAUCUCAGCCUUCCCUGCAGAAUUUGACCUCAAUCCAGAACUGGCGGAGCAGAUCAAGGAGCUGAAGGAACUUCUCGGGCGGGAAGGGAGCCGUCGACACAGCAACCUUAUUGAUAUCGAGAGCGUCCCGACUUAUAAAUGGAAGAGACAAGUCACACAACGGCACCCCGUGGCACAGAAGAAGCGCAAGAUGUCCCUGCUUUUUGACCACCUGGAAUCGGGGGAGCUGGCAGAACAUCUCACCCACCUUGAAUACCACUCCUUCAACAAAAUCCUGUUCCAGGACUACCACAGUUUUGUUAUGCAUGGAUGCACAGUGGACAACCCCAUCCUGGAGAGAUUCAUCACCCUCUUCAACAGUGUCUCCCAGUGGAUUCAGCUCAUGGUGCUUAGCAAACCCACCGCUCAGCAGCGGGCCCAAGUCAUCACCCGCUUCGUCAUGGUGGCCCAGAGACUUCUUCAUUUGCAAAAUUUCAACACCCUGAUGGCCGUGAUCGGCGGGCUCGGCCACAGCUCCAUCUCUCGCCUGAAGGAGACGCACAGCUUUGUGAGUCCAGAGACAACAAAGGUCUGGGAGUCGCUGCUGGAAUUGCUUUCAUCAGCAGGGAAUUACAGCCGCUACCGGCGGCGUUUUGUGGAGUGCGUGGGCUUCAAGUUCCCCAUCUUAGGGGUCCACCUCAAGGACCUGGUGGCCGUCCACGUGGCGCUUCCCGACUGGCUCGACCGGGCGCAUGCCCGUCUCAAUGGCAAUAAGAUGCAGCAGCUGUUCAGCAUCCUCAGCGACCUGGCUAUGGUGCAGAGCAUCCGCCCUCCCUUCGAGGCCAACCCUGAUCUUCUUAAUCUGCUCAUGGUCUCCCUGGAUCAAUAUCAAACAGAAGAGGAGAUCUAUCAACUCUCUUUGCAGCGUGAACCCCGAAAUAAGUCUACGCCUUCCAGCCCCACAUCCUCUACCCCACCACCCCAGCCUGUGAUGAUUGAAGAGUGGGCAUCGGUGCCCAAACCGAAGCCAGACCAAGCAAUUGUGCGCAAACACAUCGAGAAGAUGGUAGAGUCUGUUUUCCGGAACUUUGAUGUGGAUGGAGACGGGAAUAUUUCCCAAGAAGAAUUCCAGAUUAUCCGGAAUAAUUUCCCAUAUCUCUGCAAAUUUGGAGAUCUGGAUGCGAAUCAAGAUGGUUGCAUCAGUCGAGAAGAAAUGGUUUCCUACUUCAUGAAGUCCAGCAUGGAACUGAAUGGGAAAAUGGGCUUCAUCCACAGCUUCAACGAGACCACGUUCCUGCGCCCUAUGGCCUGUCGUCACUGCAAGGGCCUGAUCCUUGGCCUCUACAAGCAAGGGCUAAAAUGUCGAGCCUGCGGGGUCAACUGCCACAAGCAGUGCCGGGAUCUGCUCUCGGUCGAGUGCCGCAAACGCACCAAGAGUGCCAGUCUUGAUGGAUCAAUAUCUCUGCCGGCCCGGUCCUUUAGUUUCUCCCUGCCUCGGCCUGGUCGGACAUCCCUGCGACACACAGAAAUCCAGGAGGAAGCAGGACAGGCUGCGGAAGAUGGGAUUUUUGAUGAGAAGCUAUGAGACCGGAUCAGCUCAGCGGACUGCCCGGAAUCUAAGCAUGAGAAACACCUCGUCCUUCUCAGCGGCCACGGCUGGUCUGCCAGCGAGUCCUUGGUUGUACUCCGUCCCCCAAACAAAGUGGGGCGUCUGCUUUUGGGGAUGGACCUCUCCCUUUCGAAAGCACUUUGGCAAGGGGAAUCGGGAGAGGUUUCUGCCCCUGCCCCUUUUAGAAAUGUGUGUAUAUUUGUAUCAAGAACUGGAUUCAAAGAUGUAAUAAUAAUUAUAAUAAAUUUGACACCUGCUCCG